Solanum stenotomum is the source of this 1553-nucleotide messenger RNA. RefSeq names its product tryptophan decarboxylase TDC1-like. The transcript has 2 exons. The coding region runs from base 1 to 1515 and encodes 504 amino acids. Gene Ontology annotation, biological process: amino acid metabolic process. Lineage: Eukaryota; Viridiplantae; Streptophyta; Magnoliopsida; Solanales; Solanaceae. Gene Ontology annotation, molecular function: carboxy-lyase activity; pyridoxal phosphate binding. The record is from RefSeq and is a predicted model, not a curated record.
AUGGGAAGCCUUGAUUCCAAUAACAGCUCUCAAACCCAAUCCAAUGUCCCGAAAUUCAACCCACUUGACCCGGAAGUAUUCCGUACCCAAGCCCAUCAAAUGGUGGACUUCAUUGCUGAUUACUACAAGAAUAUUGAGACCUACCCGGUUCUAAGCCAAGUCGAACCGGGUUAUCUCCGUACUCAAUUACCCGAAAAUGCCCCCUACUGCCCCGAAUCAUUCGAUUCAAUUAUGAAAGAUGUCCAGAACCAUAUUGUCCCGGGUAUGACCCAUUGGUUAAGCCCGAAUUUCUUCGCAUAUUUUCCUGCUACCGUUAGUUCCGCCGCGUUCAUUGGUGAAAUGCUGUGCAAUUGUUUCAACUCCGUCGGGUUUAACUGGCUGGCUUCGCCAGCCAUGACGGAGUUGGAAAUGAUAGUCAUGGACUGGCUCGCUAAUAUGUUGAAAUUACCAAAAACCUUCAUGUUUUCUGGCACGGGUGGUGGUGUACUUCAAAGUACAACCAGUGAAGCGAUCUUAUGCACGCUAAUCGCUGCGCGUGAUCGUAAACUCGAUAAUAUAGGCGCUGAUAACAUCGGAAAGCUCAUAGUUUACGGUUCUGAUCAAACGCACUCUACGUAUACCAAAGCCUGCAAGGUAGCUGGUAUUUUACCAUGCAAUAUUCGUGCGGUACAAACUUCUAUUGAAAGCGAUUUCGCUUUAUCUCCUGUAGUCCUACGUGGAAUUAUUGAAGCUGAUGUUGCUGCUGGACUAGUCCCACUUUUCCUCUGUGCUACUGUUGGGACCACUUCCACUACAGCCGUCGAUCCCCUCAGCCAGCUGGGUCAGCUGGCUGAGGAAUUCGACAUUUGGUUCCACGUGGACGCUGCUUAUGGAGGGAGCGCAUGUAUAUGUCCAGAGUUUAGACGAUACCUCGAUGGAAUCGAACGAGCUAACUCGUUGAGCCUAAGCCCUCAUAAGUGGCUACUAAGUUACUUAGAUUGUUGUUGCAUGUGGGUGAGAGAACCAAACGUGUUAGUCAAGGCAUUGAGCACGAAUCCCGAGUACCUACGUAAUAAACGAUCCGAAUACGACUCGGUUGUUGAUUACAAAGACUGGCAAAUCGGUACGGGACGAAAGUUCAAGUCUCUCCGAUUAUGGCUCGUCAUGCGUAGUUAUGGCGUAGCCAAUCUUCAGAGUCACAUUAGGUCCGAUGUUCGUAUGGCCAAAAUGUUCGAAGGGUUCGUUAGGUCUGAUCCGAGGUUUGAAGUUGUCGUGCCGCGACGUUUCUCUCUCGUGUGCUUCCGGUUCAACCCGAACAAGGAGCAUGAACUGGUGUACAUCGAGUUUUUAAACAAGAAAUUGCUUGAUAGUGUUAAUUCAACGGGUCUAGUUUACAUGACACACACAAUAGUUGGUGGAAUAUACAUGUUAAGGUUUGCAGUAGGUGCUACACUGACGGAGGACAGACAUGUAAUUUCAGCUUGGAAGUUGAUUAAGGAGUCAGCAGAAGUUUUGCUGAGAAGAAGUGUGUUUUAAUUAAAAAAUAAAAGAAGAAGAAUAAAUGUUUGGAUUUG